UCGUCACGUCAUAUUUGUCAUUCCAGUUUCGGAUGUCGCCGAUGUCGGAGGUGCUUCGUUGAGCGUGGUUCAAUUUAUUUAGUGUUGUUUAUGUGUUAUUAUUCUUGGUUUAAUCUCUAUCUCUGUGUUUUAUUGUGUUAGUGGCUUUAAGAGCAAAUCGUGCCGUAUAUCUAAUAAAUAUAAGAGAGUUUAUAUUUAAUUCUUCUAUACGAGUCGGAAUUUGUCAUAUAGAUUUGCGUUCAUUCCUAGACAACAAGAUCAAAUUCUUCAUCGAAAAUAGCAAGGAUAAAGAAAAUAGUGUUGUAUUGUACUGAUUAGACAGGAGAGCAGUUAGCAGAAUUGCAAAAUGCCACAAACAGGGGAUGAAACGCCGGGCUCGCAACGCCUUACCAAUGACGAUUUUCGUAAAUUGCUGAUGACUCCGCGUUCUACUCCAGCUAAUGCACCUGCUGCCCCUGGAUCUAUAAGAGAAGCUAUGCAAAAUGGUUCGAGUAUGCCCCCGCCUAAAAUAGAAGAUAAACAAGAAGCCAGGAAGAAACGGAAAAGUUUUUAUGCCAAAUUAAAGAAACAGGAAGAUAAUAAAAUCGCAGAACUAGCAGAGAAAUAUCGUGAUAGAGCUAGUGAAAGAAGAAAAGGUGCAAAUCCGGAUUAUCAAGCUGAUGAUCCUGUUGCAACGGCUCAAGCAUAUAGAGCGGUUGCCCCCGAUCUAAAAUCUGGAUUUGAUGCUGCUGAACGUAGGAGACAAAUGAUUCAGGAAUCAAAAUUUUUGGGUGGUGACAUGGAACAUACUCAUUUAGUAAAGGGUCUUGAUUAUGCAUUGCUACAAAAAGUUCGAAGUGAAAUUCAACAUAAGGAACUUGAACAAGAACAGGAGUUGGAGCGUCUGGCUAGUGAAUCAGAGGAAAAGAAAAAAGAAAAGGAAAAAACAAACAUACUAAAAAAAGAGGAGGAAGAAUUGAAGUUUAAAACAAAACUGGGAAGAUCUGUCUAUCAUACAGUGAAUUUAUUAAAAUCUAGGCAUAUUGAAAAGUCAGAUAUGUUCGUUCCAGGUCGAAUGGCAUAUGUAAUUGAUUUAGAUGAUGAGGCUGAGACUGAUAUUCCCACUACAUUAAUUCGAUCAGUAGCAGAUGUUCCAUCAUUUGAAUUGACAUCUAGUUUGACCACCAAUGACAUAGUCAUCAACAAGCUUACUCAAAUUUUAAGCUACUUAAGACAAGGUAAUCGGAAGAAGAAUAAAAACAAACGUAAUUUAGUUGACACUAAAGAUUAUGAAAGGGACGAAGAACCUGAAAUACCUGCAAAAUCUGCAAAGAGAAGUAAUAACAAUGAGGACUCUAUUUACGGAGAUAUAGGAGAUUAUGUUCCAUCGCGUAGUAAACACCACAGAGAAUCAAGAUCGAGCAAGCACAGUUCAUACUUUGAUAAACAGGAUCACAGAGAAUCUGUUGAUAAUGCGGCUCCAUCAUACCGAGUUAACAAAUCUGCCGAAAUCCUUAAUAAACUUCAGCAGGAACCCGAAGGCUAUGCUGAAUGCUAUCCUGGUUUAGAAGAAAUGAAUGAUGCCAUUGAUGAUAGCGAUGAUGAAGUCGAUUACUCUAAAAUGGAUCUUGGGAAUAAAAAGGGACCUAUUGGUAGAUGGGACUUUGAUACUGCUGAAGAAUAUUCUGAUUAUAUGAAUCAGAAAGAAGCUUUACCAAAAGCUGCUUUUCAAUAUGGUCUCAAGAUGGCAGAUGGACGAAGAUCUAGAAAACAUAAGGACAAAAACGAAAAAGCCCACCUUGACAGAGAAUGGCAGAAAAUUCAAAAUAUUAUUCACAAAAGAAAUUAGUUCUUUGAGAAGAUUUUUGAGCUCCAGUGAAUUUCUUUAAUGUGUAGUAUAACAAUAUUAAAAAUCAUUGUAAUAUGUAAUAAUCAAUAUAAACUGUAUUUUCUAUUAUAAUAUGUAUAUAAGAAACGAAUAAUAAAAUGAACAACAAUAA
Messenger RNA from Sitophilus oryzae (rice weevil), 1979 nucleotides. RefSeq names its product protein Red (gene beag). The coding region runs from base 347 to 1828 and encodes 493 amino acids. Gene Ontology annotation, biological process: mRNA splicing, via spliceosome. The transcript has 10 exons. Gene Ontology annotation, cellular component: nucleus. The record is from RefSeq and is a predicted model, not a curated record. NCBI's taxonomy places the organism in Eukaryota, Metazoa, Arthropoda, Insecta, Coleoptera, Curculionidae.